CGAGCGGACAUCUCGUAACGGCUUUGCUGUCAUCCCUCCCCCCCCUGUCACGCCCCGAUCGUUCGCCCGGCUCACUCAAGCUCGCCCACCCGCACCCGAUCCAAGGGUGUCUCGGCGGCACACGUAUCAUCCGCUCAUAUCUCUCGCUGAAGAGGACACCUACAGAGUAACCGCAAUGGCAGCACGUGCGCCAGGGUCAGAUGCUGGGCUCGACCAGGAGAUCGAUCCGAAUGCAUCGCCAAGCGGCAGCAGCGUCGACACCAACACCAACACCACACCAGACACCGAGCUCUCUCCCCCUGACAGUCCAAUCCAGAAGAAUGGAUCCACCAAGGACAAGAGAACGCUAGCGAGGAGAAAGCUGGCCAGCUUGACCCUGGAGGAGAAGGUGUCUCUAUUGACAGCGGCAGACUUCUGGCGGACAAAGGCGAUUCCGUCCAAGAACAUCCCUGCGAUCAAGACCAGCGACGGGCCCAACGGUGCCCGUGGCGGGAUCUUCAUCGGGGGCACGAAAGCCGCCCUUUUCCCCUGCGGCGUCUCGCUGGCGGCGACAUGGAACAAGGACAUUCUCUAUCAGGUCGGCCAGCACCUCGCCGAGGAGACCAAAGCACGGUCAGCCAACGUUUUGCUCGCGCCGACGGUUUGCAUGCACCGACACCCGCUCGGGGGGAGGAACUUUGAGUCCUUUUCCGAGGACCCCCUCCUGACCGGCAAGCUGGCUGCCCAGUACAUCAAGGGCCUUCAGGAGAGAGGGGUAGCUGCCACAAUUAAGCACUUUGUCGGCAACGAACAGGAGACGCGUCGGAUGGCCGCCAACUCGGUGAUUGCGGAGAGACCGCUUCGAGAGAUUUAUCUACGGCCGUUUGAGAUUGCAGUCCGCGAGGCCAAGCCGUGGGCGCUGAUGUCUUCGUAUAACCUCGUCAACGGUGUCCAUUCCGACAUGAACACGCACAUUCUCCGGGAUAUCCUCCGCGGCGAGUGGGGGUACGAUGGAACCGUGAUCUCGGACUGGGGUGGCACGAACUCAACUGCCGAAUCUCUCAAGGCCGGAUGCGACGUCGAAUUUCCCUUUUCCACCAAGUGGCGCUUCGAAAAGGUUCUCGAGGCCCUGCGAGAUGGGAAGCUCACCGAGGCCGAUAUCGAUCGAGCAGCCGAGAACGUGCUCACGCUCGUGGAGCGCACCAAGGGGAGCGAUCUGACGCCGGAGGCCGAGGAGAGGGAAGACGACCGCGAGGAGACGAGGAAUCUCAUCCGCGAGGCCGGCGUCCAGGGGCUCACGCUGCUCAAGAACGAGGGGUCCGUCCUGCCGAUCAACCCCGCAACCGCCAAGGUGGCCGUGAUCGGGCCAAACGCCAACAGAGCAAUCGCCGGCGGCGGUGGAAGCGCCAGUCUCAACCCCUACUACAACACCAUCCCCCUCGAGAGCAUCCGCAAAGUGGCACAACAGCCAGUCACUUACAGCCAGGGAUGCCACAUCUACAAAUGGCUUCCGGUGGCGUCGCCGUACUGCUCCGAUAAAACGGGGAAGCAGGGCGUGACAAUCGAGUGGUUCAAGGGCGACAAGUUCCAGGGCCAGCCCGUCGUCAUCCAGCGAAGAACCAACACCGACCUUUUCCUCUGGGACUCGGCGCCGCUCGCCGACGUGGGGCCGGAGUGGUCGGCGAUCGUGACGACGUAUCUGACUCCACCGGCCACCGGCAAGCACACCAUUUCCUUCAUGUCUGUCGGGCCCGGCAAGCUCUACGUCAACGGCAAGCUCGCUCUGGAUCUGUGGGACUGGACGGAGGAGGGCGAGGCCAUGUUCAGCGGCUCGGCCGAUUACCUGGUCGAUGUCGACAUGUAUGAGGGCAGGGCCGUGGAGCUCCGGGUCGAAAUGACCAACGAGCUGCGCCCGCUGGCCAAGCAGACGGAGUUCAACAUGACGCACAGGUACGGCGGCUGCCGCAUUGGCUUCAAGGUCGAGGACAAAGUCGACUACCUCCAGGAGGCCGUCGAUGCCGCCAAGGCGGCCGACGUCGCCGUGGUGAUCGUGGGCCUGGACGCCGAGUGGGAGUCGGAAGGCUACGACCGCCAGACGAUGGACCUGCCGUCGGACGGAAGCCAGGACCGCCUCAUCGAGGCCGUCGUCAAGGCCAACCCUCGGACCGUCGUCGUCAACCAGUCCGGCUCGCCGGUCUCCAUGCCGUGGGCCGAUCAGGUGCCGGCCAUCCUGCAGGCGUGGUACCAAGGGCAGGAGGCCGGCAACGCGCUCGCGGACGUGCUAUUUGGCCUCAAGAACCCCAGCGGUAAACUUCCGUGCACCUUCCCCCGCCGGCUCGAAGACACGCCGGCGUACCACAACUGGCCGGGCGAGAACGACACGGUCGUGUACGGCGAGGGCCUGUACAUCGGGUACCGGCACUACGACCGGACGCGCACGGCGCCGCUGUUCGCGUUCGGCCACGGCCUGUCGUACACGACGUUCGAGUACGGGCGGCCGUCGCUCAGCGCGCGCGUGCUGGGCCCGGAGGCCGCCGCCGAGAUCGAGCUCGUCGUGGGCAUCAGCAACGUCGGCGCCGUCGCGGGGCUCGAGACCGUGCAGGUGUACGUGCGCGACGAGAAGGCGCGCCUGCCCCGCCCCGAGAAGGAGCUCGUCGCCUUCGAGAAGGUCGCCCUCGACCCCGGCGAGACCAAGCACCUGCGCAUCCCCAUCGAUAAGUACGCCGUCGGGUACUAUGACACGGCCAUCGGCAGGUGGAUCGCCGAGGCCGGCCGGUUCCAGGUCUUGGUUGCCGCUUCGGCGGCGGAUGUCAAGUAUGCCGUUUCCUUCGAGGUUAAGGAGUCCUUCACAUGGGUGUUUUGAUGAGCAUGGCUGAGUGGGUCGAUAAGGGGUUGGGCUGGCUGGUCAGUCAGGGCGGUUGCAUCUGAUUUCGUAUUCGGUGUAUCUAUUUCUUGGGCCAAGUCACUCUUGUUGCAUCCGUUGCAAAAGCUGCCACGGCUCUGUUCCUCCUGAUGCUGGUCCCUAUGAGCAGUCGUUGUUGUAGAUGGUGUAUGCUGCCAGAAGAAUUGCCGGUGAUCCGGAGGUAAGGGACCUGACAUUGGAGAUAGAUCGCUUCGUCGAUGCACUGAGUUCCAAUGACAGGGGAUCAGGAGUCAUCGAGUGCGCGAGCUCAAAGCAGGGGACGUAAAGCGUGACAAAAAUAGCUUCCAGCUCGUCAAAUACGGCGUUGAGAGCAAUACAGAAACCGUGAGAUCCUGCCUCCUACCUCGGUGCCAUCCAUGACCUGAGUUUGGUCAUGGGGCGCCAGCAUUUCGGUUUACGCG
This is a messenger RNA of Thermothielavioides terrestris NRRL 8126, 3303 nucleotides long. Its product is annotated as glycoside hydrolase family 3 protein. The transcript has 7 exons. NCBI's taxonomy places the organism in Eukaryota, Fungi, Ascomycota, Sordariomycetes, Sordariales, Chaetomiaceae. Gene Ontology annotation, molecular function: beta-glucosidase activity. Gene Ontology annotation, biological process: glucan catabolic process. The record is from RefSeq and is a predicted model, not a curated record. The coding region runs from base 176 to 2842 and encodes 888 amino acids.